AUGGCUCAUACUUUACAUGAUUUGGAAGGCUGGCAGAUUAUUACCACUGAUGAAAAUGGUAACGUUAUUACUGAUUCAAGAAGGAGACCUAGAAGAGGUGGUACAGAAAAUAUUUUUAUCAAGAGAGAUAGCGAUGGGCUAAGUUUUGGUAGAGGGGAUGUCAUUGUGGCCAAUGAUGAUGUUACAGGAACUUAUUCCGUUUAUUUUGUCAAUGAAAUUAGAAAAAACACAUUGAAUAAUGUUGUGGAAAUAUGGUGUUAUAAUUUUUUGCGUUGGUUUGAAUUAAAACCUCUUAAAUAUUAUAAACAGUUCAAACCUGAAAUCUUAGAUUCUAAUCCAAGCAAAGAAGAUUUAAAUGAUCAGUUUUUUGAUGAGAUCAAUCAGGAUGAGUUAUAUUUCACAAUAGAAUUAUCAGAAAUUUGGUUGAAUGAUAUCAUUUCAUUGGGUGUUGUUCAUUCCAAAGACUCAUGGGAAGAGAAUACUUCGAAGAAAAAAACUUACGAUUUCCUAGUUCAAUAUGCCUGUGAACCUACUGCAGAAAAUUUCCAAAAGAUUGACAUGAAAAAUAUUAGAAGAGAAGUGUUAAGAAGAAAUAUCAGAGAUGCAGAAUUAUAUUUAAAAAAUAGAUUGGCUAUUGCCAAAUAUUCUAGAAAAGUAGACUCACCUACAAGUUCAUCCAAGAAGACAAGGUUAGCACCUUCUCAUAACUCUAGCACACAUUCUACUGAUCGCCAUACAAUUUUUAAUCGAUUAAAAUCGAUAUCUGAUAGACAGAAGGAGAGAGCUAAGAAUAGGCAAAACGAACAAUUAUUACUCAGUAGAGGAUUAUCCAAACAAAUUAAUAUGAAUCUAAGGUCAGAAGUUAUUUCUGAUGAUAAUGCAACAGAAAUAGAAAAGCAAGUAGAAAAGCAAGAGGAGAAGCAAGAGGAGAAGCAAGAGGAGAAGCAAGAGGAGAAGCAAGAGGAAAAACAAGUGGAAAAUAAGAAAGAAGAGGCUGAAGAAAAGGACCAGGACGAGCAAGAAGUAAUGAAAGAAAUGGAAGAAGAAGUAAUGGAAGAAAUAGAAGAAGACGAAGACGAGGAGGAAGAAGAGGAGGAAGAAGAACUGGAGGACGAGGUGAAGGAAGGGGUAGAAGGAGGAGUCGAAGAUGAAGAAGAUGAAGAAGUAAUGGAAGAAAUAGAAGAAGUGGAAGAUGAAAGUGAAGAAGAAGAAGAUAGUGAAGAAGAAGAAGCAAAAGAGACAUCAAAAAAUAUGAAACAGGAUACAACAAUAGAUGAAAAGAAUAAUACCUCAUUUGAACAUGAUACUGAAGAUGUUGAAGAUGAUGACCAAGAAGAUGGUGAUGAAAUUAGCAUAUAUGAAGAUGCCCCAGAUUAUCUGAAAACUACCAGAACUUCAUCUUCUCAAAACAAUGUAGAUUCAAACAAGAUAUUGGAUAACUUGAACGAUGAAAACUCAUUACCAAAAUUAAACAAAGAUGAUACUACCAAACGGUCAAUUUUCCAUACUUCAUCUCAAUCAGAUGAACCAGAUUCUAGCUCAGAUAGUGAUGUUAUCUCUGUCUCUGAGACCCAAGUAGAACUGCAAGAUAAAUUUCAUCCACAAAAUUCCUUAAGCCCCCAAUUGGAAGAUAUGUAUGAUGCGAAGGAAAAUGUUGAUAAUUCAACAGGAUCAGAAGUCGAUACUUCCACAUUAUCAAAUGAAGAUCCAGAGCUUAUUGUUACUUCAAAACAUAGAAGUGGGCAGAACUUUGUAGUUUUUGAUACUUCUGAUAGUGAAAACUCAGGUACUGAGAAAGAUAAUUUGACUAAAGUGUUAGAUGUUGAAUUAAUUGAGAAAGAAAAGGAAUCUACUGGUAAAUUAACUCCUAAACUUAAAUCAGGCUACACUCAAUUGACCUCUCAAGAAAAAGAAAAUAACAUUCAUUCAACAACUAUUACAAAAGAAAACAACUCCCAAUUAGUAUCUACCUCAAAAGAAAAUGUCGAUCUCUUUAAGUCCGCCAAGAAAGAGGAUAAUUUGCAGUCAAUAUCCAAAACAAAAGGAGAUAACACCCGCUUAAUGUCCAGAACAAAAGAUAAGAACAUCCAAUCAGCUUCUACCAUAAAAGAAACUAAUCCUCAAACAAUAACUGCCUCAAAAGUUAAGGCUUAUUCAACAGAUAUUACUAAAGAAAGUAAUACUCAAUCAAUGGAUAUAAUCUUAGAAGAUACUACGAUCUUAAACUCUAUCGCAGAGAAAGACACACCAUCUACACCUAUUGUAGGAGUACAUGCAGCUCCCUUCAAACCUAUGGCAAAAGAAGAAAACGCUCAAUCAAUCUCCAGAAUAAAAGAUGAUAACAUCAACUUAUUCUCUAAAACAAAAGAAGUUAAUACUAAAGCAAUAGCUAGUACAAAAACUGAAAAACCUAGAGCACUGGCUUUAGGAAAAGAAAAUACUGCUACAUUUAACUCUCUCGCGAUAGAAGGUAACACUCAACCAGUAAUUAUCACGAAAGAAAUUUCUACUACUUCUAAAUCUAGCGAAAAGAGGCCAAAAAAAUUAUCUACUAAUGGUAAUAGUUCUAUUGCAUUAGAAGUAAAUGACAUGCAUAAAUCUAAAGCUACAUUAAAUACUGAUAAUGUACAAUUGAAUACCAUUAUUGAUAAAAAACGUUGUACAUCAAACGUUUCUGAAAUAGUAAGCCCUAAAAGAAAGAAGCAAAAGAUAGAUUUUAUAUCAAAGUAUAAUAAAUUUUCGAGCCGGUUUAAAGAUGAAUCAAAAACAUCUGUUAGUUUCAAUCUUAACGACUUUAAUGAUAAACUUUCAAGUACUUUAGAUAUCUCUGCUUUGGAGUCAAAAUUACCACAAGAUCGAAACAACGAUAAUAAAUAUUCUACUGGCACUGCUGGAAUUGUGCCAGUGUGGAACAAUAACACUGGCAAUAUUGAUAUAACCAACAAGGAAGAACUAGAAAAGAGAUACCCUGCUCGUUCUGAAGAAUUUUUAAUAUUGUGGAACUCUAUAUCCAAUGAUUUAAAAAACGGGACUUCCUCAAGCUAUCGUAUUGUAGGUAAUUACGGAACAGGUAAGAAUUUUAUUACCAGUAGCGUCGUUGAACGAUGCAAGAAAGAUCCUAAUAUUCCUAAUUUUCAAUUCUUAGAAAUUACCAAAUUCAGUGAUAAAAACCCAAGAGAAUAUUUCUAUUGUCAAUUGUGGAAACAGCUUUCCAAAAAUAAAUCCAUAAUUGAUGCCGAGGUAGCCAUAGAGUCACUAAACUAUUAUUUUAACGCUAUCUCAAAGAAUAAGAGGCGUCCUAUUAUAAUUAAAAUUACUCAGCUGAUUAGUGACACUACACUACGUAAUGACGUAAACAGGUGGCUGACUCUUCCGAAUUCCAAAUUAAUAUUUAUUUUUACAGAUCAAAAUGAUGAACCAAUAGAAAGCUAUCCGCAGGGAUCAAGCAGUUUGGUUUUUAAGGAUUACUCAAAUGAUGACUUAAUUAAAAUUAUUGGUAUAUAUUUGGAAGGCUUGAAUGGUUCUUAUCAAUAUAUAAACCAAAACACCAAUAACACUACAAGUGAUAGCGUGGAUGGUUUAUGCAAUACGGAAAGAUUUAAAAUUAAAAUUGAAAAAUCUACUAUUCAUAAAUUAAAGGUAGCUAUAGCAAGUCUAAGUAUGAAUGCUCAAGAAGCUAUAAACUUAUGCAUUCAUUCAAUAAAUAUUGCAAAAAGAAGAUAUUUUUCCGAAGUAGCAAAGAGUAAAGCAGGUAACUCUGAAAAAAUUAUUGAAAUACAUUCACAUGAUUUUAACAUAGCAAUCAGUGAUUUUACACUUAUUCCUAAUAUGAAACUAUUUCUAAAUUCAUCACUCCUCUGUAAACUAUUCGUUAUAUCCUUAUCAUUAUUAGGUGCGUCAGAUCAACCUAAUACAAAUGUUAAUGGAAAGAAAUAUUUUACUCGCUCAUUCAUUAUUGCUAAUCUGUUCAAAUUGAUUACAUCCAUUAAAGAUAAGACAAUUUGGAACCAUUUCAAAAUAUUUUUUCCAGUAACUAAUAGACCCACAACUGACACUUAUAAUCUUGAAAUAUUCUAUAAGUCAAUUUCUUGGGAUUAUAUAAUAUCUGAAUUAUCUAACAUCGAUAUUAUUGAGGAGAAUAGCUCACCAAAAGAUAGUUACCAUUGCACCAUUCCCAUAACUAACUUAAGAUACGUAAUAGGUAAAGAACAUAUACUAUAUGAGCUGCUUAACCGGAAUUAA
Molecule: messenger RNA, 4242 nt
Organism: Henningerozyma blattae CBS 6284
Lineage: Eukaryota; Fungi; Ascomycota; Saccharomycetes; Saccharomycetales; Saccharomycetaceae
Exons: 1
Coding region: 1-4242 (1413 amino acids)
Molecular function (GO): chromatin binding
Source: RefSeq, a predicted model, not a curated record